GCAUAUUUGAAAUUCUCUCACCAUCUUACAUUUUAGACUUCCAAGUUCUAAUGGCCUUGUAUUUUAAACAUUUUGUUUUGCCAUGUGCUGCAGUUCCUUGUUCAAGAUUUCAACUGUGCAUUCCAGGAGAGUAUUCUUCUUCAGGGUCACAUGUACCUCUUUGUUCGUUAUUUAUGCUUUUAUUCCAAUAUAUUUGGAUUUGAAACAAAGAGAAUAAUCGCCUUCAAUGAAAUUACUAGCGUUAAAAGAGCAAAGACUGUUGGAAUCUUUCCUAAUGCAAUAGAAAUUUUUGCUGGAGGAAAGAAGUUCUUCUUUGCAUCAUUCCUAUCUCGUUAUGAAGCUUUCAAGCUCAUUAAUGGUGGACGGAAGCGGCAUAGUAUAGGAGCCAAAGAAACUAAGGGCCAGCAGGAACCUAUGUCCGAGUCCAGAAGGCAAGAGAAUGGAUUUUUUUACAUUUGUAAAGGAAAUAGCUCCAAAAACCCAAUAAAUGACAUGGAGUCUACAGCCAGGGAUGAGGAUGUUCCAACUUCCACUGAAUCCAACGUUCCAUCUUCUGCUAAUGGUGCAGAGCUAGUUGCUGAAUCAGUUAUAAAUACCAGAUCUUCAGCACCUGCAGAUUGUUCAUGGAAGCCUGACAAUUCUGAUGCACCGAAGGUUCCUGAAGGUUUUACCAAGGUUGCAGAAACAAAGUUUCAGAUGAAGGUAGAGGAGUUCUUCAAUUUGUAUUUUUCAGAUAAAGCUGUUAAUUUCAUUGAAUCUUUUCAUCGAAGACGUGGAGAUAAAGAAUUCAGCUGCUCUUCAUGGUGUCCUCAUGAUAAAUUUGGACAUGUCCGUGAUGUGUCAUUUCAACAUCCAAUAAAAUUAUAUUUUGGUAUGAGUUUAUUAUCAUAUAUGAACCUUUUUCCAUGCAUUAUUAUCCCUGCUGAUUUUAGCAUUUAUUUUGGUGCAAAUUUUGGUAGCUGCCAGGAGACCCAGAAAUUUCGAAUUUACAGAAACAGUCAUCUGGUUAUAGAAACAUCGCAAGAGAUCAACAAUGUGCCGUAUGGAGAUUAUUUCAUUGUAGAGGGGCUCUGGUCUGUAGAAAGAGACAUUAAUGGCCAGCGAGAAGACUGCAUUUUGAGGGUCUAUGUGAAUUUGGCUUUUAGCAAGAGAACUGUUUGGAAAGGUUUGCCUCUCCCGAAUGUCAAUCAAUUCCUUGUGCAUGGUGUGUUUUAUGCUUUUGUUUUGUGGAGCUUCUCAUGUUUCCCUUCCUGGGAAAAUAGUGCAGUCUACUCUGGAAGAAUGUCGAGAAGCUUAUGCAACUUGGAUAGCCAUGGUUUAGAUCCUUCUGGAAGCUCGAUUGAAAACGGUGAACUCCAGAUUAAAAGGGAAGUGGCACAAAGGAUCCUUCAGAAAGAUCUCAUAACUCGACUGAUCCAGUGAGGACAUUUCAGAUAUCCGAUUCCUCGGAUGUGAACCAGUGGAUUGGCAAUCUUUGGCAAGGGACUAAGGCUUCUUCAAUCACAUAUCUGUUAAGAGAGGUUGUCAGGAAAUCCUACGGAUACUUGAAAAGCCAUGGUCAUUGUAUAGCCCAAAUUUACCCGGGCCUCACCAAACAGCCAACCCAAACAGCAAACCCAAAAUAACCCAAGCCCAAAUACUUAAAAUAUUUUUAGAAAAAAAACCCUAGCCUUUGACCUAGGUGCCGCAGCCUCUUGCCUCCCUCUGCCACCGCCGUCUGCCACUCUCAUUGCCACUUGCCCACUUGCGCCUGCAAACAGAAAGAAAGAAGUGACAAGUGCACAAAAAAAAUAGAUUAAAUUCAUGUAAAAGGCUAUAUAAAAAGCCAUUUUUUUUUGUAACGGAAGGAGGAGGUCGAACUUGGCUAUUGUUUUGAGGGUUCUUCUCUCCCUAUUUUCUUUUGUAAACACAUCAUUUAGAAAUAUAAAGGAAAGGAGAAACAGAUUG
Molecule: messenger RNA, 1947 nt
Organism: Gossypium raimondii (Peruvian cotton)
Lineage: Eukaryota; Viridiplantae; Streptophyta; Magnoliopsida; Malvales; Malvaceae
Product: protein VASCULAR ASSOCIATED DEATH 1, chloroplastic-like
Exons: 13
Coding region: 151-1422 (423 amino acids)
Biological process (GO): negative regulation of programmed cell death
Source: RefSeq, a predicted model, not a curated record